Molecule: messenger RNA, 913 nt
Organism: Cricetulus griseus (Chinese hamster)
Lineage: Eukaryota; Metazoa; Chordata; Mammalia; Rodentia; Cricetidae
Source: RefSeq, a predicted model, not a curated record
UCCUGGGCUUAUAUGUGGCUCUGCUUGGAAGCCCAGGUAUGGAGCACGCUGCUCGACCUCAGCUAUGGACUUGGACGAGUCGCGCCUGCUGGACUCGCUCACCUACUUAGAGGGUCUCUUGGCCUUGGUGGUCUUCGCGUUGCUCACUUUUGUAGGCUCUCCCUACGGCCGCUACUCGUCGCAGCAUCCCGGCCUCCAGGUGCCGGCGAGACCCGCCUGGUUCCUGCAGGAGCUGCCCUCGAUGGCCUGGCCACUGUAUGAGUACGCCCGCCCUGCAGCCGCGCGCCUCGGCAGCCUGCCCAACCGUGUCCUGCUGGCCAUGUUUCUGACCCACUACGUGCAAAGGACUUUGGUUUUUCCCGUUCUGAUCCGAGGAGGGAAACCCACACCCCUGUUUUCCUUUGCUGCUGCGAUCCUGUUCUGUACCUUCAACGGCUACUUGCAGAGCAGGUACUUGAGCCAGUUUGCAGUGUACGCCGAAGACUGGGUGGCCCAUCCCUGUUUCCUGAUUGGUUUUGCCUUGUGGCUAGCAGGCAUGGUGAUAAAUAUCCAUUCAGACCACAUCCUGAGGAAUCUGAGAAAACCCGGGGAAACAGGAUACAAGAUCCCCAGGGGAGGCUUGUUUGAAUACGUCUCUGCAGCCAACUACUUCGGGGAGAUUACGGAGUGGUGUGGCUUUGCACUGGCCAGUGGGUCCCCCCAGGCCGGAGUGUUUGCCCUGUUCACAUUCAGCGCAUUGUUUACCAGGGCGAAGCAGCAUCACCAGUGGUACCAUGAGAAGUUUGAAGAUUACCCCAAAUCAAGAAAAAUGCUAAUUCCAUUUGUGCUUUAGCUGCUGUCAGUGGCAUUGCCUUGGAAGAAAUUCUUCCUCAUGAGGCUCUCUGGACACUUAAAAAUGAAUUGUUUUCCUUAA